CGCCAUCUACUGAAAGGUUGAAUAACUACGUUAUAUCGAGUAUUUACGUUCCCUGCACAUUUCAUCUCCAUCUUUGUGAUCGAUUACAAUAAGAGGUUAUAAAUAUGAGUAAUAUUUAUAUCCAAGAACCGCCUACAACGGGGAAAGUGAUAAUGAAAACAACAGUUGGUGACAUAGAUCUAGAAUUAUGGACAAAAGAGGCUCCCAAGGCUUGCAGAAAUUUUAUACAGCUUUGCAUGGAGGGUUAUUAUAAUGGCACAAUAUUUCACAGAAUUGUAAAAGGCUUCAUAGCGCAAGGUGGAGAUCCAACAGGAACAGGAGAAGGUGGUGAAAGCAUAUACGGACAUCCUUUUAAGGAUGAGUUUCACACAAGGUUACGUUUUUGUCGAAGAGGAUUGCUUGCUAUGGCUAAUGCUGGCAAAGAUGACAACGGUUCGCAAUUUUUCUUCACACUUGGUGCAACACCUGAGUUACAAAAUAAACACACUAUCUUUGGUAAAGUUACUGGUGAAACAGUUUAUAAUAUGCUCAAGUUAGAAGAUGCACUUGUAGAUGAAAAUGAUAGACCUCAGUAUCCACAGAAAAUAUUAAAAACGGAAGUUUUAAAUAAUCCAUUCUCAGAUAUUGUUCCAAGAGUAUCUGAAAAGAAAGAAGACAAUAAAGAAAGAAAAAAGGAUAAGAAAACUGGUGUAAAGAAUUUUAAAUUAUUAUCAUUUGGAGAGGAAGCUGAAGAAGAUGAAGAGGAGUCAUCGGUUUUAAAUAAACAAUAUAGUGGCAAAGGAAAAUCAGCACAUGAUUGUUUAUCUGAUCCAAAGUUAAGCUCACAAUCCGUAAUUGAACCAGCUGAACCACUAAAUAAAAAAAUUAAAGAAGAUCGGAGUAGCGAUUGGGAGAGUGAUGAUGAAACACGUACUCCGGAAGAAUUGGCUGCUUUAAAAAAAGAGAAAGAAGCUAUGAAAGAGAGAAUCAAGAAUAAAUUGAAGGAUUCUAAAAAGAUUUCCCAAUCGAAGCCUGAAAUUAAGGAUGAUAUAACAAAAGAUGAAAAUAUAAACGAAGAUGAGGAAAGUGACACAUAUUAUUUGGGAAAAGACCGAGAAGAAGAGCGGAAGAAAAAAGCCGAAGCAAUAAGGAAAGAAAUACGAAAUCUAAAGCGCAGCGUACAAAACGAGAAAAAAGCGAAAGAAAUAGAUCGAAAACAACAAACUGAAAAGGAAGAGAGUAAAUCUGAAAUAAUGAAAGAAUAUAUGGAAACACAAGAAAAAUACAAAAAGGAGAAAGCAAAAUUACCAAAGACGGGUAAAAUACGCGAAGAUUUUACAAUGGAAUUGUUGAACAAAUUUAAAAAUAAACUUCAUAAUGCCAAGGAGCACACGAAGGAUACUUUGAAUUCUGAUAAGAAAACAUCGAAAGAUACUGAAGAUGAUGAUCCGCAUGAUGAAUCUUGGUUAACACAUGCUUUGCAUUGUGAGGAAAAAGCACCGGUACUUGCCAAAGAUGCCAGUACGAAGGACGACGAUUGGUUCGAGAUUUACGAUCCUCGAAAUCCUUUGAACAAACGACGAAGGGGAGAGAAAUCUUACAAAUCCAAAAAUGACAAGGAUAGUAGAAAUUAUUCUCGAUAUAAGAGUGAUUUAUAAUUUCUAUUAUGUAUCAUAAUUAAUCAUUUUUAAUUAUUUAAACAAUGGAAGAAUAAGUGUAUAUAGAAAUUAAAAACAAAUUAUAAACAAAUUAUGCUAAUAAAAUAUACUUUUUUUAAAAAAUGUUUAUCGGUCUUGGAUUAAGAAUAUAUCAGUUAGUUAGGAAGAUAUACACAGCUUUUGCAAUGUUAAUAAUUUAAAACAUUGGAUUUUUGUUCUCAUUUGAUAAAUUGAUAUCAAUGAAAUAAUUUUGUCGUCCGAGUGCUAAUUUUAUCUUACGCGCUGUAUUUUGUACGUUCGGUUCGAAAUUGCUGACUUGUUCGUUCAUUGUCAAUAACAUGUUUGUUGAAUGUACGUGUGAAAGAAGAGAGAAAAAGAAGGAAGAGAAAGAGAGGGAAGAGAGAAAGAAGAUCGUUGUUUAAGAUUUCGGAAUUUAUUUCGAAAAGCGAAUAGAUUGCUUCAGCAACUCCAUGUCAUCAUGUCUCAUACGCAACAAUUUACAAAGGUAUUACAUGCGAGUGCUGUGCAAAUAGACUGUCAAUCGGAGCUUGUUUGAUUCGCGUGUAUUAAAGCGCGAUAAGACGCUUGAUACAAAGCGUCGAAUCUGUUCAUUCACAGAUUCAGUCGAUCUGUCGGAGGCGACCGAUGCGCAUCGCGCGUUUUUUCUUUCGUAUGAUUUCGUUAUACUUAGGUUGAAUGCAAUUAGCGCAUCUCACUGCGGCGAAAAUAAAAAAACUUUUAGAUAAAUAAUUCUUAUAAGGAGCAACAUUCUUAAAGUUUUUUUCUCAUCAAGAAAAAUUGAUAAUUUUGAUAAUUGGCUCGAGUGUAGAUUAAUACGAGAAGUCGAGAAAACAGUUUUAGCAGAAUUGAAAUUUCUUACGUGUGUUAAAUUCGGUGCGUUAAACUUGACAGAUGUGACAUCACAGGAGAGGCGAGAGCGGAAUUGGCAAAUUAAAAUUGUCGCUUACAAGUGAUUUAAUAUCAUAUAACAUGAUCGACUGCAAAAAGUAUGUAUCUUCGCAGUGAAUGCGCCUUUUAGAGAGGAUCCAUUUGGAUGCAUCCGUCUGUCUGGGAGGGAAACGUGACCGCACAUUUUCCUGUAUUUCCGUAUCCUGAAUCCUGAGCGAGUCACACGCCUAUGCCGCGAUCUUUUGAAGAAAAUGUCAACGACGCCUUUAAGAAUAGGUAUCUACAUCUCUCGUUAGAGAUUUCCGCUGAUGAUUCGUUGUUUUUCCAUUUGUUAUCGCUGCGACCGAACGAUAGUGCAUCGUGGAAACAAUGUACAGAAACAGAGUUGUCACCGCGUAUAAAAUGCGCAACGCGUCGUUUUAUUGAUUUUUCCGAUGUAUCCUGAACGACGAUAACAUUUUUUUUUAUAUUUGCAUUUUGCAAGACGUUACGUUAUGACGUUUGCUCCUUUUCUAGAGGGGUUUCGCAGAAAUACUGUGUUCCUCUCUUUGUUUAGUCGUAAACGAAAUUUUACAUUCUCUCUAUCGAAUUAAAAGGUAGGUAGAAUUAAAUGGGAAACAUUUUCAAUUGUUCAUUGUAAAAUAAAGGGAUAAAAAUUUGCGGGUAUCUCGUGUCGGCAUUUUUCAAUGAUAGAUAUGUGAAUUUUUGCAGUGCAAACGUUGCGUUCAAUAAUCAGCCGCAGCUGUAUAGCAAUGAGAGAAAAAGUUGCCUUCAAAAAGGCGGCACUUCAUUCAUUCAUUCACUGUAAUCGCGCAUUCUUCUUUAAUGUAGUUCAUUUGAUCGUAACAGCACAGAAGCCGCCUUCGUGAGACAGAUUGAUUUUUAUUUUUAAAUUUCCCCGACUUGGCUCUUCUCUUUGGCCGCUGCAAUUUCAGUGGCACGUGUAUAUUUUCACGGAUGACUCUUUCUUUCCAUAAAAACAUAAAGCGCACAACACAAUAUAAGCCAACAGUCAAGCUAUAUUUCUUCCUAUAAAUUUAUUUCAAGGCGAAGCUGCGACGCAAAAUUAUCUGGAUAUAUCUAGAAAUUAUAUUUACAUCCAGAAAUUUCUUUAUAUUACGCUACGUUACAAAUAUACAUUCACCACAAAUAAAUUCGUCGACAACGAAUGGAAAUUUAAAUAUCAAUUACCAUUUAAAUUACACUCCGUUUACCAUACAAAAUUUCGAUGAUAAAAGUACGGUCGCUUGGACCGUCAAUUAGUCAAAAUGUAUAAACAUAUUCUCUCUUUAUGUCUUUUUCAUCUGAAUUAAACGUGAAAUAACUACCAUUAAUCGUAUUAUUUCUCGAUAAUGAGAGAAACUGUUCUAGCAUAAACUGUGUUUUAAUUCUUAUGACGCUUUGUUUGCACAAGUCGUCUGGGUAAAUAAUGAUCUCCCUAUCUAACGACAUACUACUUCAUAAAAAAAAAAAA
Messenger RNA from Pogonomyrmex barbatus (red harvester ant), 4020 nucleotides. Its product is annotated as spliceosome-associated protein CWC27 homolog. The record is from RefSeq and is a predicted model, not a curated record. Gene Ontology annotation, cellular component: catalytic step 2 spliceosome. Gene Ontology annotation, molecular function: peptidyl-prolyl cis-trans isomerase activity. Lineage: Eukaryota; Metazoa; Arthropoda; Insecta; Hymenoptera; Formicidae. Gene Ontology annotation, biological process: protein peptidyl-prolyl isomerization; protein folding.